Molecule: messenger RNA, 1812 nt
Organism: Oncorhynchus masou masou (cherry salmon)
Lineage: Eukaryota; Metazoa; Chordata; Actinopteri; Salmoniformes; Salmonidae
Product: ankyrin repeat domain-containing protein 34B-like
Exons: 5
Coding region: 1-1812 (603 amino acids)
Molecular function (GO): protein binding
Source: RefSeq, a predicted model, not a curated record
AUGGAGGACGUAACGGAGGUGCGUACGGAUGGGAACUCCCUACUCAAGGCCGUGUUCCUGAGUCGACUGCGUCUGACACGCCUGCUGCUGGAGGGAGGGGCUUACAUCAACGAGAGCAAUGAGCGCGGUGAGACUCCCCUCAUGGUGUCGUGCCGGACACGCCACACGGACGCACAGAGCGUGCCCAAACACAAGAUGGUUCGGUACUUGCUGGAGAGUGGUGCUGACCCAAACAUCCAGGAUAAGGCCGGUAAGACUGCUCUGAUGCAUGCGUGUCUGGAGCAGGCCGGAGUGGAUGUCCUCUCUCUGCUGCUGGGGAGUGGAGCCGACCCCAGUCUGAACGACCACUCUGGCUCCUCAACUUUGGUCUAUGCUGUCAAUGCAGGGGACAAGGAGGCCCUGAGAGUCCUACUGGAUGCCUGCAAGGCCAAGGGCAAGGAGGUCAUCAUCAUCACCACGGACAAGCUACCUUCGGGAUGCCAGAUGACCAAGCAGUAUUUGAACGUGCCUCCACCGCCCGACCUGGAAGAGCGCAUGCACUGCACCCCUGGCUCGGCCACCUGCUGCAUGUCCCCCUCAGACAUACAGCUCCGCACCCCUCCACAGGGUUCCCCCGCCAUCACCUCCACCCACCCAGGGAGCCCCCACUUGGGCCUCAGGGAGCACCAGCACCACCAGGGUGGUGGAAGGGGAACCACCAUCUCUGGUUCUACUGGUUCUGAUUCUUCUCAGCCAGGCUCCCCAACCAGGGACCCUAACCUGUUACGAGGCCACAGUCCUGGGGUGGGGAAGCUGCUCCAUGUCCAGCGGCUCCACUCAGAACCUUGGCUGAAGAUCCCUCCAUCCCUGCUGCUGCAGCAGAGCAAGGCCUCUAACCUGACUGAGGAGCUGCUGGACAUCACCCCAGAGGAGGAGCUCUCCUUCUGGGUCAACAGCUUGGCCUUCUCUGGGUCCGGAAGGGCAGGGCCCGGGGUACAUCCAACCCUCGCCCGUCACCAGAGCAUCGACGCCAAAGACGCCACGGGGCUGCUAAGGGCCUUGGAGCAGGUGGCUGGAAGCGAGGGAGGUGGCGGAGGACGAAGGAGAGGCCUGAGUAGGAAGAUGUCUUAUGACAGCGCUGCAGCUUUUUCCCACCCCAACCUCUUGCACCGGUGGGACGGAGGAGGCUGCCCCAACUGUCCCUGUGGCGUUCAUGAACCAGUCCUCCCAGUGGACAAAACCUCCCUAGACUGCUGCCUCCCUAACCUGUCCGUGUCCAGCCUAAAGAAUGUAGUCCGCCACCGCAACAUCGGCAUGGACCACUAUAGCUCUGACUCCCAGUUGCCCCAGUUCGGCCACAGCAGCCACCCAGAGUGUAAUGAAUCCCACAGAGGCAUAGGGGGUGUUGUAGGGGGAACUGAGAAGCGUAAGCUGGUCACCAGCCGGUCAUCCACCCUGUCAGGCUCCAGGGAGUCCCUGGAGAACACUGCCCAGAGAAGGGGACCCGCAAACCUGGAGAGAAGAGGCUCGGGGGCCCUGCUCCUGGAUCAUAUCUCCCACACCCGGCCGGGAUACCUGCCUCCUCUUAACCCCCACGCACCCAUACCCGACAUCGGGGUCAGCCCCACCUCAACCUGCCCCAGCCUGAGUGGAAGCACCAAAGCACUGAAUCUGAAUGGGGGUGUUGUAGCAGGGCCGGGGUCAAAACCUCUCGUCCCCUGUGCACCUUCCUUCCACAGGGAUCUGAAGUUUAAGACAUUGCUGAGAAGACACUCCAUGCAGACUGAGCAGAUUAAACAGCUUGUCAACUUCGAGGAGCUCUUCAUCCACUAA